CCACGGCUAUAAGCACUUCAUUGAGCAUGUGGCAGCCCUGCGUUCCUCAAAGCCCUUCCCAGCGCUCUCAUUGGCCGGGAGGACUGUGAGAAACUCCAACAAGCCCAAGACCCACACAUUCAUAUGGAGAUUUGGGCGUAUAAAUACAGGGCAGAGGCAGAGGAGAAGGCAGCUCAGAUUCAACUGGCUCUUCGAACCGAGCAGGAACGCGCUGAGCUGACAGCUAUGGCACCCACUGUAGUUGGACAAGCAAGCUAUCCUAAGGAACACCUGGCUCCUGUGCAUAAGAUGAGAAAGCCAAUGGUCGAGAAACUGCGCAGAGACCGCAUCAACACCAGCAUCGAGCAGCUGAAAUCUCUGCUCAGUCCCGAGUUCGUCAGGCAGCAGCCCGACUCCAAGCAGGAGAAGGCGGACAUCUUGGAGAUGGCCGUGUCCUAUCUGAGAGUCUGGCAGCAUCAGAAGCAGAAGGCCGGCGUGACCUCUGGCCUGAUGGCGGGCGGCGACGGCUACUCUCGCUGCGUGCAGGAGGCGGUCAGCUUCCUGUCGCACUGCGACGUCCAAACUCAGGCCCACCGACGGCUGCUCAGCCACUUCCAGGGCCUGCAGGCGUCCAGCCACGCUUCCUGCACCCUCUCCCCUCCCGGCUCGCCGCUCCAUCAGAUCAGCUCCGGCAAGCGUGUGAGCGAGGCCAGCAGCGCCCUGUGGAGGCCCUGGUAGGAUGGAGGCAGCAUCACCUCCUCCCAGAAAGAGAGAGAGAGAAUGAGAGAACUAAGUCUGUGAACGUCACAGACAGAAAGUUGAAGACUCAUUGAAGUCGGUUUCCUUUUGCUUUGGCAGGAGAUUCAAUAUUGUUGAGUGUUUUACUCGUGUGGCGAAAUCGGCACAAUGUGCCAGUGUUCCUUUGGAAGGACUGAAAUGAUCAAGUUUUACUGAGCAUGUACACCGCGUGUAUACACGUUAUACGCUUUACAAUUUAAAGUGCUCUUGUUCCUGUGGGGAAAAAAAAUACUUUUGUUUGUUUGUUUUGCAAACAUCCCUGAGUUGUUGUGUUGUAACACCCCCAUGGGGUGGAAACUAUUGAAGUGUCUGAGACACUGUUUGAUUUCUGUGUCUGAACGACUGUCUGCCUCUGAUACUGAGUAUCACUGACAGAUACAUUUCAUCAGCUUGUUGCUGAUGAAUCACAACAUCCUUUCAUUCAAUCCCAUGGAUUCACUUUGACUGUAAAUCUUAUUCUGAUUAUACUUGAUUAUGACUAUGUGUAACCAUUAUUUGGCCGAUGUGUACCUGUUUACUGUUCAGUUGUCAUCUUCAUAAUGGAUGUGUGAAUACCUUUUAUAAAGGCAUGUUGUGUUGACAUCAAUCUUUACUGAAAGAAUCUGUUGAAUUGCUUCCUUGAGAAGUUUGCCUUUGAACUUGAAAAAUAAAUGGGAAACUUCACGAGAAGUUUUACAAACAU
Molecule: messenger RNA, 1459 nt
Organism: Pseudoliparis swirei
Lineage: Eukaryota; Metazoa; Chordata; Actinopteri; Perciformes; Liparidae
Product: transcription factor HES-5-like
Exons: 2
Coding region: 124-717 (197 amino acids)
Biological process (GO): regulation of neurogenesis; anterior/posterior pattern specification; regulation of transcription by RNA polymerase II
Cellular component (GO): nucleus
Molecular function (GO): protein dimerization activity; DNA-binding transcription factor activity, RNA polymerase II-specific; RNA polymerase II cis-regulatory region sequence-specific DNA binding
Source: RefSeq, a predicted model, not a curated record